Messenger RNA from Nicotiana tabacum (common tobacco), 2496 nucleotides. Its product is annotated as CDPK-related kinase 5. Gene Ontology annotation, biological process: protein phosphorylation. The record is from RefSeq and is a predicted model, not a curated record. Lineage: Eukaryota; Viridiplantae; Streptophyta; Magnoliopsida; Solanales; Solanaceae. Gene Ontology annotation, molecular function: ATP binding; protein kinase activity.
CCCCGUCCAUCCAUUAUAACGGAGCUACCCAUCCCUCUUAACAUCCAUCCACCCAUACAUUACAUAUACAUACAGUUUUUUUCUUCCCUCAGGAAAUCUUAAUCUUCUAAAUCUCUACUUUUUUCACACCGUUGUUCUUGAUUCUUGAAUUUUACUAUGUUUUCCCUCUAAGAUUCUGUUCCAAUAACCAUGGGUGCUUGUACCUCAAAGCCUCCGAAUAAACCCAAUCCUUAUUCCCCAAAAGACUCCCUCGAAAUCCUUCCACCACCGGAAACUCCAAACCCACAGAAGGACAACAAUGAAGUAAAAAAGUCACCUUUUUUCCCUUUUUACUCACCUAGUCCCGCUCGUUAUUUUCUAUCCAAGAAAUCUCCUGCCCGUCAGUCUUCUGGUUCUAAAAGUGGUAAUUCUACUCCGGCGAGGUUAUUUAAGCGGCCUUUUCCUCCUCCUUCUCCGGCAAAACACAUAAAGGCUUUGCUUUUGAGGCGGCACGGUAGUGUAAAGCCUAAUGCUGCUGCUAUUCCUGAAGGAGAGGAAACUGAGGGUGCUAACUUGGAUAAGAAUUUUGGUUUUUCUAAGCAGUUUAAGAAUAAGUAUGAGGUUGGGGAUGAAGUGGGUAGAGGCCAUUUUGGGUAUACUUGUUCUGCUAUUGCUAAGAAAGGUGAACUUAAGGGUCAACAAGUUGCUGUAAAGGUCAUUCCAAAAGCCAAGAUGACAACAGCUAUUUCCAUCGAGGAUGUUAGAAGGGAAGUUAAAAUUUUGCGCGCCUUAACAGGACAUAACAAUCUGAUACAAUUCUAUGAUGCAUUUGAAGAUCAGGAUAAUGUCUAUGUAGUGAUGGAGUUAUGCCAAGGAGGAGAGCUCCUUGAUAGAAUACUUGCACGCGGCGGGAAGUACUCAGAAGAGGAUGCAAAGGCCGUUAUGGUACAGAUAUUGAAUGUUGUUGCAUUCUGUCAUCUCCAGGGUGUUGUGCACCGUGAUCUUAAACCUGAGAAUUUUUUGUUUUCGUCGAAGGAUGAAUCUUCGCAGUUAAAAGCUAUAGAUUUUGGCUUAUCAGAUUUUGUGAGACCAGAUGAAAAGCUUAAUGACAUUGUUGGAAGUGCAUAUUACGUAGCACCAGAAGUUCUUCACAGAUCAUAUGGUACAGAGGCUGAUGUGUGGAGUAUAGGUGUGAUAGCAUAUAUUCUUCUGUGUGGUAGUCGUCCAUUUUGGGCUCGCACAGAGUCUGGAAUCUUCAGGGCUGUUUUAAAGGCUGAUCCAACUUAUGAUGAAGCACCUUGGCCUACACUAACUUCGGAGGCUAAAGAUUUUGUCAAGCGACUAUUGAAUAAAGAUCCUAGGAAAAGAAUGAGUGCUGCUCAAGCAUUAUGUCAUCCUUGGAUGCGGAAUCACAGUGGUGCAAAACUACCACUUGAUGUUCUUAUAUUUCGACUCAUGAAAGCAUAUAUGCGAUCAUCCUCUUUGCGUAAGGCUGCUUUAAGGGCAAUGUCGAAAACUUUGACAGCAGAUGAACUGUUCUACCUGAAGGAGCAAUUUGCAUUGCUGGAGCCAGACAAAAAUGGCAGCAUAAAACUAGAAAAUAUAAGAUCAGCGCUGAUGAAAUAUGGAACAGAUGCUAUGAAGGAGUCGCGCAUUCCGGAUUUUCUUGCCUCGCUAAAUGCACUUCAAUAUAGAAAGAUGGAUUUUGAAGAAUUCUGCGCAGCUGCCUCAAGUGUUCAUCAGUUGGAGGCACUUGAGCGCUGGGAACAACAUGCUAGGUGUGCAUAUGAAGUUUUUGAGAAGGAUGGCAAUAGGGCUAUUAUGAUAGAAGAACUUGCAUCUGAACUUGGACUGGGUCCUUCAGUACCAGUUCAUGCCGUUCUACAUGACUGGAUAAGGCAUACAGAUGGAAAGCUAAGUUUUCUUGGAUUUGUGAAAUUGUUGCAUGGUCCCUCCACUCGAGGACUUGCAAAGGCACAGUAAUAUGUGAAACAUGCUUUGGAGAAUAUUGGAUGUACCGUGUCUAGACAGUGUGGCUGAGACAAACCUUCAAGCGCUUCAACAUUUCAGUUAUCUGCCACCUUGCACUGAAGCGUCAAAGAGGCCUGUCCUGAAUUGGACUGUCUGGAGUAUUUUUGAUUCACGGGUUCCACUUUUAUAGCACGUAUUGAUAGCUUUUGUUUCCACACCAUAUAGUGUAAAGAUUUCUGAUGGUUGCGGGUGAGCAACAUUGUUGAUUGGAUUUGCAGCUGUUUGUUACUAAGGGGAAUGAUCCUAGUUGCAACUCCUGCCAACUGGGAUUAACAAGAUGUAGUUAGUUAUGCCACUUAAAUUGGGAAUGUGGCACUCAAUAUAGAAAACAUAGGGCCUUAGUUGAUUCAGUGCUGGAAUUGGAUGAUUUAGUUGAUGUAUUCCCUAUUUGUUGUUCAAUUUGAGUCCAGGCUAAAAGUUGCCUGGCUGUUGAAUUGUAUCCUCUUUCCUAUAAGAUAACGUGCUUCUGUUUCUGGUGCCUAAUUA